Molecule: messenger RNA, 609 nt
Organism: Mirounga angustirostris (Northern elephant seal)
Lineage: Eukaryota; Metazoa; Chordata; Mammalia; Carnivora; Phocidae
Gene: MDFIC2
Product: MyoD family inhibitor domain containing 2
Exons: 4
Coding region: 1-609 (202 amino acids)
Source: RefSeq, a predicted model, not a curated record
AUGUCAGAAACUGAGCUGGAAAAGAUAAAAGUAAGAACAGCUGAGCAUUUUGAAAAUGAUAAAAAUAACAUUUCUUGGUUAAAGGAAGGAUUAUCCAGCUCAAUUCAAAAUCCUCUUGGAGAUCCUGAUACGCAACUCACAAAUGAAAAGCAUGCAGACGAGAAACCCAUUAAUGCUAUCAUUAUAAAUUCAGUAUCCGAAUUCAAUAUCACAGAUGGACCAGCCAAGGAAACCCCCAGUGAGAAAAAACUGUCAGAAUCCAGCACAUCACUGUCCUCCCUUGAAGAAUGCCAAACGAAAUUUUCCUACCUCCAAACUGAUACUUCAGUUCAUCAGAGAGACACUGAUGAGGAGUGUGCCUCCCUUAUCCUCACCUGUCUGUUUUGCCAGUUUUGGGACUGUCUCCUGAUGCUCCCAGAUACUUGUGAAAUGGUGUGUACCAACCUGUGCUGCCCCUCUCACGGAUAUCACCACACCUCGGAUGAAAGUCACGCUUGGAAUGAUUGCAACUGCAACUGUGACGUGGACUGCAGCCUGUUUGAAUCUUGCCACGAGACCAGCGAGUGUCUGGAGCUGGCCAUGGAGAUUUCGGAAAUCUGUUACCGUUAG